AUGCAAAAUUGGGGAGAUAUUUGGUCGCUCGGAACCAAUGGUGUAAAUUCCGACAACGAAAACGUCCCGAACGCGAACGCCGCGAGUGCGAAUUCGAACGAGCGCGCCGGCGACUCAGCACACCACGCUACCCCGCUCGGACCUCAGACAUUACCGUUGUUCGAUAUCGACGCCCUCACUUCCGUACGGUUACCCGGGUUUUGGCGACGCUCGCCCCAACGGUGGUUCACGCACGUGGAAGCGCUGUUCCACAGCCACCGCGUGAGAUCUGACCUGUCGCGCGUGAACCACGUGCUCACUUCGCUGGACGACGAUGGAAUUCAUGUAGUCGAAGAUCUACUCGGUGUCGACGUUAAGUACUCCGCAGUUAAGAGCCGACUCAUCGCCGCCUACGACGUCCCACAAGCCACGCGGUUUCGUUCGAUCAUUCAACACGGAGGUAUGGGCGACCGACGCCCGUCACAAAUGUUACGCGACAUACGUAGCGCGUUGCCGAGUGGAAUCGACGAAUCGAAGUUAAAAGAGUUUUGGCUGCAAAAACUCCCGCCCACCAUUCUCACUGUCAUUUCCGGUCUUGACGGCUCGCUGGAGUCUCUAGCCGAACGAGCCGACCGAGUCGCGGAUGCAAGCGCCGGUCAUGAUUUGUCCGCCGUAGCGCGCGAACCCGACCGCAUGCAAUCCAUGGAGAACGCGAUAACGGCACUGACCGCGCAGAUCGCCGCACUAGUUUCGGCACAGUCAACUCAAAACCGACCCUCUCGCAACCAGGACAGACCGCGAUCAAAAUCGCGUAAUCGCUCCAAGUCCCGAACACAGAACGACGAUUGGUGUUUCUAUCACAAUAUGUACGGAGCCGACGCGCGGAACUGCCGCGAUCCCUGUGCAUACAAGUCGGAAAACUGA
Messenger RNA from Myzus persicae (green peach aphid), 903 nucleotides. RefSeq lists its product as uncharacterized. Lineage: Eukaryota; Metazoa; Arthropoda; Insecta; Hemiptera; Aphididae. The coding region runs from base 1 to 903 and encodes 300 amino acids. The record is from RefSeq and is a predicted model, not a curated record. The transcript has a single exon.